Molecule: messenger RNA, 3111 nt
Organism: Rhinichthys klamathensis goyatoka
Lineage: Eukaryota; Metazoa; Chordata; Actinopteri; Cypriniformes; Leuciscidae
Product: E3 ubiquitin-protein ligase PDZRN3-like
Exons: 5
Coding region: 307-2235 (642 amino acids)
Source: RefSeq, a predicted model, not a curated record
CACAGCAGGGAUGUGCCAGAGGUGGGUGGGGCUUGAGUGCUGGAGUGGCAGUGUUCGGUGUGGAACGCUCAGAGAGAGAGAGAGAGAGAGGAGAGACAGCGCUCCGUUCGUCCGAUACUCCUGCGCGUCUCUCUCACUGCAGCUCUGUAUGCGAGUGUGUGUGUGUGUGUGUGAGAGCGUAUAUGUGUGUGUGUUCAUGUAUGCCGGCAGCAGCUGCAUCGCUCCUUCAUCCUCUUCAUCUUCAUCUUGCGUUCGGAGUGAAUUCACAGCAUUGGCGCACGAUCCUGCUCAUCUGUUGCCUUGGUGAUGGGCUGUCGACUGUCAGGGCCGUGGAUGGGCGACGGGAUGGGGGUUCACGGUCAGGAUUUGACGCACCUGCAGAAGCGAGAGGCCUUCCGUAUCCUGGCCAGCUACGAGCAGCCAAUCACGCUCCAGAUCGAGGGGAGGGGGCGGAGCCUGCAGUAUAACCGAACGACGGAUUGCAGCACGCAAACGGAGCGACCGUGGGAUCCUCUCCGUCCGCACUCGUGUUCCCUGCCUCGUCUGCCUCCCUCGGACAGGAUGUACUACAAUCACAUGACCCUGCCCAUGAACCGUAGAGAGGGAAGCAGGUACGAGUAUCUGCCAAACACGCCCAGAGACCUGGAGCACAGGGAACGCCUGGCCUACAACGAGCAGGAGUUCUCCAGUGGCGUUUCUCAGGGACAGAACUGUCUGAUCGGCUGCUGCAAAACCAACUUCGAGGAGCCCAGAAGUUUCCAGAGUCAGACUGAUGAGGACGACUACCUGAUGGAGAAGCCCCUGGGUUACCUGCCUCUUCACCACGAGCUGGACAGUGGCCUCGGCUGGACUGACGGGAGUUUCCACCAGGGGGAGCUGUCGGGGGUGGAGACGGAGGAGGGGGUGGAGGAGUGCCACGCCCGCGGAGGAAGAGGAGGCUCGCCCUCGUCAGAGUCCUUCAUCUCGUCAGAACUCAGCGACUCUGGUUUCUACAGCGUCAGCACUGGCGAGUUCCUGCGUUUCCAGCGUCUUCUAGAGAAGCGCAUGCGCCAUUACAAUGCCCGACUGCACCACCAGGGGGAGCCGUGUUCCCGCGAACGACGUGACAGCCAGAUUAAACACCCGCUCGAAGCCAUCCCGGAAACGUUGACGGUACAACCUCAAAAUGUCUGCGUGGGGUCGCGAGGAUUGUCGCGGGUGUCGUCGGUGCAGUAUCGCAAGGCGGAGCGACCAUCUUUGAACAGGCAUAGCUCUAGCAGCGGCUCGCUGUUUAAUCCCGCGGUGCACUCCACGUGUAGUACGCCAUCCGGCCAGCGGCGGGCGUUGCCACAUCCGAGCUCUGUAGGGAUGCUAAGGAGGAGCCGGACACUUCAUAACCGCCCUACACCCAUGGAGUACCGCAGACGCGCUAGUCACCCGGCUUCGCCUAAUUAUAGCAGCGCUACGCUGCAUCCCUGCAGCCACGGAGCCGACCUUCCCAUAAAUCUCCCCGAGGAGCCGGACUUGCCACUGGUUAUUCACCCGGCGCUCCCUACGCGGACUGCACACGCUAUGCAUGCGAUGAGCCAACCGUCCCUGAUCUCUCCCGCGGAGGAGCUCUGCUACAUGCCUCCGAAUCUCCAUGAGCGCAGGAUGCUAGCAUCCACCGAUCCCGUAAUGGAGCAGCCGCCUAGCCGGCAACGGUUCCACACGCUAAGCCACACGCCCAGUCAGGAUGCUAACGAUACCUGGCCGAAACCCGCUAACCGCGCGGGAUCGUGUGGAGGAGGUGGACUCUAUAGCACCUUGGAGGGACACGUUCCAACCGCAGCCGCUAGGAAAAUGCCGAGUGGGAACUUGCGUGCAAUGCGGAACCAGAUGCUACGGGACAGAGCGUCCCGACUAGCGGAUGAGCGUAGCGGCAUGAGCACGGAUGAAGAGAGUCAUAGCGAGGUACGCAUGGGUCGUUACUGGAGCCGGACCGAGCGACGCGAACAUAUGCUACAGAAACAGCAACAGCUGCAGGCUAGAGGGGGCGUGGCUACGACUGGAUUGGUGCAAGGGGUCGUGGGAGGAGCCAACGUAGAUAGUUAUAAUACAGUUCUCGAGAUGAGCCAGAGGAAACUAAGUCGCCUGAGGAACCGGAAGCUACUGGAUGACUGGACCACCGUAGAAGAACUCCUGACGCACGGAUCGCGCCUGAGCGAAGACGCCCGGCAGCUGCCCACGUCGUUGCUAACCGUCACAACUGUAUAGCGACACUUGCCGAGUGUGUGUGUUCAGAUGUGCGUGUGUGUGUGUUUGUGUGUGUUGGACCGCCCGCACUACACAAAGCUACCUCCUGAAAUUGAGGUUUACUGUAGAUAUACAGAUGUUUCCAAAAAACACCGUAGUAAAUUGAUUUUUAAAUGUUAUAUUUGGAGUAUCUCGUUUUGCAUUGUGUUGUAAAAAAUAUGUUUUGUUAAUAUGGAGCGAAAUCACUGCAGUUUUGAUUCGACCGCAUGAAGCAAUACAACAACGCCAGACAAAACCGAAUUUCAUUUUGGUGCCAAGAAAAGUUUACGUUACGGAUCAAUUUAAGGUGGUGCUAACCGUGAGAUUUCAUUUAAUUUCAGAUUAUUCGCAACUAUAGCCUAUAAACGACAUCCGGAUUACGUCACUUUUGCACAAAAUUGAAAAUUCCCUCUCAGACCGUCUUCCGCUAGCCGAGUGAAUUUGUGGCGUUAGCACAGCUCCACCUUUCAAUCGUGAAUCUGAUUCUCUGGGAAUAACACCGGAUAAUCUAAAGGCAGGUCGUGAGUCAGAUGAUUGGGUGUUCAGGGUCAUCCUGGAGAUCAGGCAGCGGAAAACAUGAGUGUGUGUGCGGGUUCUUGCACUAUAACUGUAGUUCUGUAGAGUAUUUUUAAAAGCUAUUUUUCUUGUGCUCUUCACAAUUGAUGUCACUAAAAGGAACAAAGAACUUUUAUAAAGACUCAAACGAGAAUUAUAAGUGGUGUCAACAGCAGUACAACAAUUUGGCAAGAAACUAAACUGUUCGUUUGUUCUUGUUCGGUGCAGAAUUAUAUUUUCACCGCACCUUUCCACAAACCAGGGGGUUUCAAUUUUACAAUGGGCAUCAUGAAACACAAGCAG